AUGAUGAUGGUGGUGAUGAUGAUGAUGAUGAUGGUGAUGAUGAUGAUGGUGAUGAUGAUGAUGAUGAUGAUGUGUUACAGGCACAUGAUGCACGUGACCUACGAAGAGCGGGACCUGUCCUUCACCGUCGACGGUUACCAAGCCAACCCCAAACUGUCCGUCAUUGUCCUUCAUCCAAACAGGACAUGGGAGAAGAUGGGUCGUUGGGAGAAUGGGACCUUGUCUCUGAUGUUCCCGGUAUGGCCCAGGUAUAACUCGUGGGGAGACGAGGAGGCCGAUGAGAACCACCUGUCUAUCGUGACUCUGGAGGAGAAGCCCUUCGUCGUCGUUGACAACGUAGACAUCCUGACUGGAACCUGCAUGAGGAACUCUGUUCCCU
Oncorhynchus masou masou (cherry salmon) is the source of this 379-nucleotide messenger RNA. RefSeq names its product glutamate receptor ionotropic, NMDA 2A-like. The annotation marks the transcript as partial. The transcript is spliced from 3 exons. NCBI's taxonomy places the organism in Eukaryota, Metazoa, Chordata, Actinopteri, Salmoniformes, Salmonidae. The record is from RefSeq and is a predicted model, not a curated record.